AUGUCGACCGCCGAACUCGCCUCGUCGUACGCCGCCCUCAUCCUCGCCGAUGAUGGUGUCGAGAUCACUGCCGACAAGCUCCAGUCCCUCAUCAAGGCUGCCAACGUCACCGAUGUCGAGCCCAUCUGGACUUCCCUGUUCGCCAAGGCUCUCGAGGGCAAGGACGUGAAGGACAUGCUGGCAAAUGUCGGUUCAGGUGGUGGUGCCGCCGCUGCUGGUGGUCCCUCUGCUGGUGGCGCCGCUGCUGCUGGCGGUGCCGACGAGCCCGCGGCCGAGGAGAAGGUGGAGGAGAAGGAGGAGUCAGACGACGACAUGGGAUUCGGUCUGUUCGACUAA
Messenger RNA from Anthostomella pinea, 336 nucleotides. Lineage: Eukaryota; Fungi; Ascomycota; Sordariomycetes; Xylariales; Xylariaceae. The record is from the annotation of a GenBank genome assembly.